Molecule: messenger RNA, 927 nt
Organism: Acaulospora colombiana
Lineage: Eukaryota; Fungi; Glomeromycota; Glomeromycetes; Diversisporales; Acaulosporaceae
Source: the annotation of a GenBank genome assembly
AUGGCUCGUACCAAGCAAACCGCUCGUAAAUCCACUGGUGGCAAGGCCCCCCGCAAACAGCUCGCUACCAAGCAAGCUCGCAAGACCGCCACGGUGACUGCUGGUGUUAAGAAGCCUCACCGCUUCAGGCCCGGAACUGUUGCUCUCCGUGAAAUCAGGAGGUACCAAAAGUCUACCGAAUUGCUUAUCCGCAAGUUGCCUUUCCAACGUCUAACCGAUCUCCGCUUCCAAUCGUCUGCUGUCAUGGCCCUCCAAGAGGCUGCUGAGGCCUACCUCGUCUCGCUCUUCGAAGACACCAACUUGGCUGCCAUCCAUGCUAAGCGUGUUACCAUUCAACCCAAGGAUCUUCAACUAGCUCGUCGCUUACGCGUGCUCGAGUUGAAGGGAAAGGGGAGCACUGGCUCUAUAAAAGCAAAUGUCAGGAGACAUGCUGCCCUCCAUCGCAAUCACCCAAUCUCAAGUUCCAAACUCGAAUCCAACGCUUUAAACUCAACAUCCAAGACUAUGUCUUCCAAUCAAACUGGCUCUUCUCGCGCCUUGUUCACGGACACCGAUCCCACGAAACCCGAGUUCAAUACGAAAGGAAAAGUUGUUCUCGUUACCGGUGGAGGCCGCGGUAUCGGUGUUGCUAUCGUAGAGGCAUUUGCCAAAGCGCAGGCUAAAACGAUUGUUAUAACCGGUCGUACCGAGUCCAACCUUCAUGCUUCCAAGAACUCGUUCGAAAAGAACUAUCCGGAAACGACUUUUAUUCCUUUGGCGGUGGACAUUGGUUCCCCCGAAAGUGUCGACAACUUGUACAACAACUUGAAGGGCAAAGUUGAGCAUAUUGGUAUGCCCUCAAAUCAACCUGAGCAUCAAGAUGGACUGACUGUUUCAAAAGAUAUCUUUGUCAAUAGCGCAGGUUUGCUCAGCGAAUCCGGUCCCAAG